AUGAUGAAUUCUGUGGAUAUUCCAGAUCAGGAUUAUUUUCAAAAGAUCCAUAUGAUAAAGAAGAUGCUGAAGCUGAUGCCAUUUAUGAAGCAGUCGAUAAACGAAUCUGAUGAGAAGCAUAAACAACACAGAGAGAGAAAAGAAAAAGAAAUUCUUGAAAACUAUCGCCACGAACGCCCAAAGAUUCAACAGUUAUUCUCUGAUGUUAAAAGAUCCCUUGCAAAUGUCUCAGAAGCUGAAUGGGCAGCUUUACCUGAAGUUGGUGAUGCACGUAACAGAAAGCAGAGAAACCAACGAGCUGAAAAGUUCACGCCAUUACCUGACAGCGUUUUUUCUAAAAAUCUUGGUGGUAAGAUAGUAAAUGCAAUCGAUCCCAGUUCAGGUCUCGCUUCAAUGGUUCCUGGUGUGUUUACUCAAAGUCGUGACUUAUACUUACGUAAAAGUGGACAAGCCCGUAACACCCUCAUGGAUGUUAAACUUUCUCAAGUUUCUGACUCUGUUACUGGUCACACAAUUGUUGACCCCAAAGGAUAUUUAACGGACUUACAAACUUCCGACAUACGGCGGAGAAAUUAA
This is a messenger RNA of Clunio marinus, 576 nucleotides long. NCBI's taxonomy places the organism in Eukaryota, Metazoa, Arthropoda, Insecta, Diptera, Chironomidae. The record is from the annotation of a GenBank genome assembly.